Ostrinia furnacalis (Asian corn borer) is the source of this 5398-nucleotide messenger RNA. RefSeq names its product epithelial cell transforming 2 pebble (gene pbl). Gene Ontology annotation, cellular component: nucleus; cell cortex. The record is from RefSeq and is a predicted model, not a curated record. Gene Ontology annotation, molecular function: guanyl-nucleotide exchange factor activity; GTPase activator activity. Gene Ontology annotation, biological process: activation of GTPase activity; nervous system development; mitotic cytokinesis. The coding region runs from base 213 to 4472 and encodes 1419 amino acids. The transcript is spliced from 21 exons. NCBI's taxonomy places the organism in Eukaryota, Metazoa, Arthropoda, Insecta, Lepidoptera, Crambidae.
CUAUGACUGCACAAACUUCAACUUCAAUUUGUUCGUUGAAGCUGUGCUGCUGGCUGGGUUUUAGAUUAUGUGUUUGCAAUGGAUAAAACUAGCUGUAUUCGGAAAAGACUGAAUGUAUCUCAACUAAAAAGUGAACCAGAAUGUUGUGUCAUUAAUUUGUUGUAAUUUGUGUUGUGAUUAAUGAUUGAUGUAACGAACAAGUGUACGGCAAGAUGGACGAAUUGUCUAAGGGCAUGACACAAACAGGAAGCACCGCUACAACUGACAAAAUUCAAGAAAAUAAUGCAGGCUCGGCGACGCCGGUGGUGUACAUGAAUGAGUCGUGCAUGGAGUGCGAGCGGGUGCGCGCCGCGUGCGAGCGGCUGGGCGCGGUGGCGGCCGCGCCGAGGCCGGAGGCGCUGCCGCCGCCGCUGCCGCCGCCGGCGCCACCCUCCUACCUCGUCACCAACCCCUUCGACGGAGAACUCUUCGACGCAGCACACAGAGCCAAAUACAGGGUGCUGGGCCCGACGGCGGUGCUGCAGCUGGCCGAGCGCGACGAGCCGCCGCCCACCAACGCGCGCCCUCUCUACUCCUUCGCCAUGCGCGGCGCCGUCAUAUGCUUCUCCGGCUUCCGGAAGAAGGAUGAGCUUACGUACCUGAUAAACCUAAUACACUACAUGGGCGGCUCGAUCCGAAAGGACAUGUCGAGUAAAGUGACGCACCUCAUAGCGGCGGCGGCUACCGGUGAGAAAUACCGGUACGCGUCCGGUUUCGGGCUACCGGUGCUGGCCAGCUCGUGGGUCGACGCUUGCUGGCAGCGCCGGGACGACCCCGCAUGCUCUGCCACAGAUGAUGAUAUUAUUAAAGAGCAUAAGCUAAAAGUGUUCGCCGGCGCUCGCGUGUGCUUCGUGGGCUUCCCCGAGGAUGAGACGCAGCAUAUGGCCGAGGUCCUGGCCAGCAAUGGCGGCAGCACCUGUCCGCUCGACGAUCCCGAUUGCACGCACGUCGUAAUGGCCAAUGGGGAGACUUUCGGUCGUUCGCUUAUCCUGUCACCUCACCCGAACACACCCAACUCCUCCGCAAAGCCCUCCCGCGCCACUCCCAAUCGCUCUCAGUCCACUCCCAAAAGCUCUCUCUACCGCAGGCUGUCCGCCAGGCUCUCGGGCCGACGCAACAGCCCUAACGUGCAAAGCGCCGACGCUGUAGACGACCAAGCUCACGACCAAAGGGAAAAACGAAUACAACUCGCAAGAAACAGUAUUAGAGAAAAACAAUUAGCUGGCAAAGACCAGCUCGAUACCAGUAUUAUGUAUGUAGGAAAGUCUUUCUUUGAUGAUAUGUGUUCAAACAACGACAGCAAAAGCCCCUCAAACAUCGAACAUGUUGAGUUAAGGAAAUAUAAAUCUCCUGGCAAAGAAAACAAAGAUAUGUCUCAACUAGCUCACGACACUAAUAAACUAAAUGUUAAGGAUAAACGAGAAGUAUUUAGAAAUAAAUCUAUAAACGUAUUUAAUUUAGUAGAUUGUUUAACGGAGGCGGGAUCUCUCCAUUCUUCCCUGACUAAAAGUUUAUGUGACUUAGAUGCUAAAGAUGAUUUAUUACAACCGAACUCGGCCACUAACAAGGAGUUACAGCAGUCGACCACCACAAUUUCGUCAGGAAAGAAGAGGAGUCGAAAUUCUACUGACUCUAAUUUCCAUGUCAGCUCCGUGGACGCUAAUCUCUCUCCAGACAAAGGGGAAGAGAGCAAUUGGAAGUCGAUAAAAAGAUUAAAAAUCAAAGAUUCCUUCAAGUUUAAGAAUAGGCCUACUAUUUUCAAAAGAACCAAGAAAGAUUCUGUAUCGAAAACUACGGGCGAUAUAACCGUUGAACCGGUGAGCCCAGAGAGUGUAAAGCCGACCGAUCCGGCCGGGGAAUAUAUCGCUUCUACAUCCUCGCCUAUCAGAGAAGACGACAAUACCUCAAUCUGUUCAAUAAAUACUAGUAAACAAUCAGGAUUUUUUGAUAUUUCGUUCGCCUCAAUAAGGAGUUCUAAAACUGUCAAAUCUGCAUCCAAACUACGCAGGAGUGUGAAGUCAUUUACCGCUUCCUUCAGGAGCGAAAGGAAGAAGAAAUACGAAAAGAGGUCCGACAGAAACACAGUCGAAGUCGACGCCUGCCAUUUGCCACCCGAUUUCAGGAACGUAUCUACACCAAAGAGGGAGCUAGACGAGAUGAACUUGGACAUUUCACCCGUGCAAGUGGACACGGUGGACAGCACGGAAAUGACGACCCCGCUGAAAGGGCCCGAGGUAGACGAGCUAGACGAGUCCACGGUUUUUAAAACGCCUCAGAGCGUCUGGCUGAGAGCUCACCGCCACUCGAUAUGCGUGGCGCCCCCUCCCGUCCCGCCCGCCCCGCCCGCGCGCGACCAGCCGCCGCCCGCCUCGUCGCUCCCCAUCCGCGACGCUCGCGCCAUAUCGCAAUGCCAUGGAAUAUCGCUGCCGGUGGUGGACGAGCACAACACAGUUAUCGCGCCGGAGUGCAACCCGCGGGCGCACAUCGUCAAAGCCGAGUGGUUCUGGGCGUCCGUCCAGAACGAGGAGGCGCAGGAUGAGAAGGAUUAUCUGUACAAAGAUUACCUCAGCGAGUUGUCGCGGCGUUCGUCCGUGGGCGGCGCGUGCGCGGGCGCGCUAAGCGAGGAAGGCACGGGCACGCCGGGCGCAGGCGUGGGCUCGGGCAACGCGGGCGCGGGCAGCACGCCGGCCCAGCUGCAGCGGCUUCGCAAGCGCAAGCUGAAAGGAGGCGACGCGGCUUUGCAUAAGAGACGAUCGUCUGUGGGAGAUGCGGUUCUUCUCAGCUUAUCUGGGAACCUUCUGGACUGCACGCCCUCGCCGGAUGGCAAGCAGCUAUUAGAAGAAUCGGAAGUUCCAGACAAUGUUGUCAGGAAAUUGAUGUCCCCUCGACACCAAGUCUUCAUGGAGCUCCUCCAAACGGAAUCCAACUACGUUGGGAUAUUGCAUACUAUAGUCACUAUGUUCAAACAACCCUUGGAAGAAAUGGUGGAGGAGGAAAUCAGUAAUGGGAAAAUUCAAGCAUUGCUCAAUAACACAGAACUGAAAAAUAUUUUUGGAAACUUACCGCCUAUUUAUGAAUUGCAUCAGCGCAUGCUGGAGGAGCUGCGGUUCACGGCGGCGCACUGGAGCGAGGAGGUGAGCAUCGGGCGGCUGGUGCUGCGCUACACGCCCGACAUGCUCAAAGCAUACCCGCCCUUCAUCAACUUCUUCGAGAACACCAAGGACAUGCUGCAACAAUGCGACCGUGAGAACCCAAGAUUUCAUGCAUUCCUAAAAAUCUGUCAGACCAAACCAGAGUGUGGCCGACAAAGUUUACAAGAACUUUUAAUACGACCAGUGCAGCGUCUACCUAGUGUUAGUUUAUUACUCGACGACAUACUGAAGCACACGCACAAGAACAACCCGGACCACGCGCUGCUGGAGUCGGCGCUGGCCGGGCUGCGCGAGGUCAUGUCGCACAUCAACGAGGACAAGCGCAAGACCGAGGGCCAGCUGCAGAUGUUCGACAUCUACAACGACAUCGAGCAGUGCCCGCCUCACCUCGUGUCCUCCCACCGAACGUUCGUGGCGCGCUGCGAGGUGGUGGAGCUGUCGAAAGAGCUGUCGGGGCGCGGCGAUCAUCUCGUAUUGUUUCUCUUCACCGACACGAUGGAGGUGUGCAAGAAAAGAUCCAAAGCUUUUAAUUCUAAAAGUCCUACGAACGGCACAAGCACGAUGAGAAUAGGAUCGAGUAAACCUUACAGGCAUAUAUCGCUAAUGCCGCUAAGUACAGUGAAACGAGUUGUGGAUAUCAGAGAAGCAGAAGACUGUCACAAUGUGUUUGCACUGAUGUGCCGGAGUAACCAGGAGCUGAAAGAGAAAUUGUACUCGUUUAUGAUCACAGACGAAACAGUGGACAAAUCACACUUCCUAAGACAGCUCUGUAGGCAGAUGGCCAACACUGUCUGCAAAGCGGAUGCCGACAAGUUCCUCGCGUGUCUGGAGUCGCAUCAACUAGACAUCGACACCAGUGACCUGGCUCUCAGCACGCUCUCCAAAGUAUCCAAAUUCGCAGCGCGCACACGCAUCAAGCUGGAGGCGCUGGCCGGGCUGGGCGGCUGGCUGCGCGCCGAGCCGGGCGCCGGGCUGUUAGACACAUGGGUAUUGCGCGCUCACUUACUCGCACAGGUGGGGCGCGCGCUGUCGUUCAACAAGACGCCGUCGAAGCUGAAGCGCGCCAUGUCGUCCAUGAUCUCGCCCUUCGGCUCCACCACCAACCUGCCGGCCGCGCAGCUCGCGCAGAUGCGACUCGCCAGUUGUAACAAUAUCAACGAAAUGGGCGCCAGCAGCGGCGGGUGCGCAUCGGGCGGCGGCGACGUUCUUGUCGCACCAUUGUCGGUGCAGCCCACGCGUAAGGCCGCCGCGCAGGCCGCCGCCGCGCUGCGCCGCUUCUGACGCCGCACCAGCCGCGCCUGACCGCGCGCCCGGGACUGAAGGACAUUAUCGAACGUUCGCGGAGUGGGGCCAGUGUCGCCGUCAAGUCAAAAUAGUGCACCGUCUCGACUUCUUACUACACACGAGCAGCUAUCGAGACUGUUGCAAUCGCAUCGUGCUUUUAUUGUGAAUUCGUACACGGGCGAGUGCAAAAUCGGUUCGAGAUGUUUCGCUGUUUUUAUUUUACUGUGCCACAGUGCUGUACCGGCGGGCCCGAACGGACAGUGUGCUAGGAGUGCCUUCGUACGCUAUGAGCGUUUGGAACGUAGUGAGAUAGGCGCGGUCGCGUGCCCCGGCCUCGCACCGUCGACGGUGAGUGAGCCCGGGCGUCUAUGCUAAUGUUAUUGUUAUUAUGUGUGUCUCUGGUCUAACGAUAGACACUCGUCACAAAUCGUUGCGAUUUUACGAAACGUAGCCGCAGAUUGAUUUUACGUAAUUUAUUAUAUUUUCUCCACUAUUGUCGGAAGUUUGUCGCAGCUCCGUUUUGAAAUCGAUCAGGGGCCGGCGCGGGAGUGAAUCGUAACAAAGCGCGCCGGCUCGCGUGUCGCGUCGGAAUAUUUUUAUGAUAUUAUUAUUUGAGAUAGUCUCCCGAGAGUAAUAUGUACAUAUUGUGAUAUUUUAAUUUAAUCGUGAAAUAGGCAUCGUAGGUUUAAAGUAGUGAUGUAAUCUAUACCUACCUUCGUGCUGUUGGUUGAAGCGUUCUCGUGGUCGCCGGGCGGCGCGGCCGGUGGGCGCCGCGCCCCCGGCCGUAGGUCUCUGAGUCUCAUCACGGCUACAUCAUGUAUCGGCAAUCAUUAAAGUGUACGCAUGUCGAAUGCAUUGUACAAAGAUCUAUAUUUAUGAAUAUUUUAAAUGAUUGAUACAAUAAACAUUUAUUUUCAGUCAAA